AUGGCCUCUGUGCCAACCAAGAGGAAGAAGGACACCAGAACCAAGAGGCGAGGAAUUAGCCAACGCCAGGCUGGGUUCUUAUCAGCUGACAGAGGUGAAUCUUCCGAAGGGGUGGCACCACUCUCCAAGUCUAAUGAGAACAGAGCCAAGUCUAAUGAGAACAGAGCCCAGGGUAAGGCAUGCCCUGAAGAAAAACAGCCAGAAGAAGUACCAAAAGUACCAAGGGGACCAGGACCAUAUUUUUACAUCAGUGGAUCCAAUGGGGCUGAUCUUGUGAGCAUCUACUGCAGGAGCAGGGGCUGGCAGCGUAUCUAUGACAACAGCAGAGAGGAUUAUGCACUGAAAUGGUGUGGAAUCAAGUGCCAAGAGACCUAUUACCAUUUCAAAGAAGGUGAACAGCUUCUCUACCAGAUCCCCAACAACAGAAUCCUCACCAGUAAGAUAGGGCUUUUGUGCUGCCUGAGGGAGCAACAGCAGAUGAUGAAAAGGAUCCGUGGGAGCUCAAAUCCCAAGUUACUGAAGAUAGAGGAAUUCUUCCCAGAUUCCUUUCGCCUGGACUUGAAGGAUGAGAGAAAAGCCUUUUUUGAGCUUUGCACAGAGGAACAGAUUUGGAUCUGCAAACCAAGCUGCUCUAACCAAGGGAGAGGAAUCUUCCUGCUGAAAAACCCAGCUGCUGUCAGCACCCUCCAAGCUGAGCUCCACAGCACUGAGGAAUACCUGCUCAACAAGAGGGGACCAUACAAAGCUCCCCCAGCAAGAAUAGUGCAAAGGUACAUCCACCAGCCCCUGCUCCUGGGAGGGAGGAAGUUUGAUGUCCGUUCCUAUCUCCUCAUUGCCUGCACAGCCCCCUAUGUGGUGUUUUUUGCCCAGGGUUAUGUCAGGUUGACCUGUGCCAAUUAUGAUGCUGCUUCUGAUGAUCUGACUGUUCAUCUGACCAAUCAGUACAUGCAGAAGAAGAACUCCCUGUACAGCCAGGUGAAAGAGGAGACAGUUUGGGGCAUGGAGCACUUCAACAGCUACGUGAAUGAGAAGCUCAGAGAAGCCAAUGGCCUCCCCAAAGACUGGGCUUUAACUGUGUUUACUCAAAGGAUGCAGCAGAUCAUGUUGCAGUGCUUCCUGGCAGCCAAGCACAAACUGGACUGCAAACUGGGCUACUUCGACCUCAUGGGCUGUGACUUUCUAAUUGAUGAGAACUUUAAGGUCUGGCUUCUGGAGAUGAAUUCAAACCCAGCACUUCAUACCAACUGCAAAGUCUUGAGAGACAUCAUCCCAACUGUAGUCUACGAGAGUCUUGAUUUGGUUCUGGAGGUUUUCAACAAGAGCCUCAAAGGCCAGAGUGUUCUGCCUUUGAGGUCACUUCACCGUUUUGUGCUUCUCUAUCAUGAGGAUGCUGCAAACCCUGGGCAGAAACAACCCUCAAAGCUCAGCACUGGCUUGUGUAGAGGCAGAUAUCUGCAGCCACACACAGGCACGACCAGCCACUUUGCUCAGAGCCCUGCCAAAGUGCUGGUGAACUCUUCCAAGAAGCCUGAUGGCUCUAGAAAAAAGGUUGUGUCGUUGUCCAGAAAGAAUUGCUAG
Molecule: messenger RNA, 1578 nt
Organism: Colius striatus (speckled mousebird)
Lineage: Eukaryota; Metazoa; Chordata; Aves; Coliiformes; Coliidae
Gene: TTLL10
Product: tubulin tyrosine ligase like 10
Exons: 12
Coding region: 1-1578 (525 amino acids)
Biological process (GO): protein modification process
Source: RefSeq, a predicted model, not a curated record